This is a messenger RNA of Alternaria novae-zelandiae, 1659 nucleotides long. RefSeq lists its product as uncharacterized. Gene Ontology annotation, molecular function: protein binding. NCBI's taxonomy places the organism in Eukaryota, Fungi, Ascomycota, Dothideomycetes, Pleosporales, Pleosporaceae. Gene Ontology annotation, biological process: SCF-dependent proteasomal ubiquitin-dependent protein catabolic process. The record is from RefSeq and is a predicted model, not a curated record. The transcript has a single exon. Gene Ontology annotation, cellular component: SCF ubiquitin ligase complex. Bases 1 to 1659 code for a protein of 552 amino acids.
AUGGACCCUAAGGACCUUCCCACCAGCACCGAGGCCGAGCUUGAGUCUUUCCGUCAGAAAUGGAGAGAGGAAGUCACUGCCCGGGCCAAGGGUAAGGCGCCUGCCUCGUCGGCAUCCGCAAAGCCCACCGCUACUUCCUCAUCCACCGGCAAACCCCAUCCAAGCAAAAGCAACGCGCAGGAUGCUCAACAUCACACUCGCGCUCGAAGUUUGAGCCUAGAAGGCGGCGACGAAGUCAACUCAUACACGUACCACAAUCUGGGCGAGAAGCAACAUGGCCGGAGACUUGAUGAGACCAGUGCUCAAACCGCUGCCGCUAUUGCUGAGGAGGCAGAACCAACAUCGGCAUUAGAACACUAUGAGAAAGCCGUAGAGAAAGAGAGUCAAGGUAGUUUGGGUGAUAGCGUCGAUCUAUACAGAAAGGCUUUUAAGCUUGACUCAGGAGUCCAAGAGACCUACAAGGCAAAGUACUUCCCGCCCUCAUACUUCAAGAAGCUCAAAGCUGCACAAGCUGCACAAGCUGCACAAGCGGCAAGCGCAUCGGCUUCAUCAGCUGCUCCGAAGCCCCAGGAUCCCAACCCAUCCAAUGCCUCUGCUACAGUACCAAAUACUGCCCACCACUCCCUACAUGGCCUCUCGCCCUCGUAUCAAAACCUCAUCAGCGAAUACGCCAGCACCUCCAUCCUCGGCGAACUACCACCAACAGAAUUCAGUCCCGCGCCUCCAUGUCCAAUCUCCAACAUUCCAGAAGAAAUUAUCGUGGAGAUAUUGGAGCAGCUCGCAGUCCAGGACAUAGUAUCCUUUGCCCGUCUAGCCCAAGUGUGCAAACGCCUCGCCUACCUCGUAACCACCGAAGACCGCGUCUGGAAAAGACUAGCUAUCGGACCUGAAUACGGCUUCGCGUCCAUGCACUACACCUGGUCCUGCGAAGUAGGCGGGAAACCCCUCGACGACGACCAAACAGGCGGCAUCACGCUAGGUACCGCCAACCUCGACCUCUCCGACAGCGAAGAGACAGAACCUGAGUCUGAACCACUCCCUCCAGCACUCCUGACCCAACUUCUCGUGCCGACCCCCUACCCCACCUACCGCGUGCUCUUCCGUCAACGCCCGCGCAUCCGCUUCAACGGCUGCUACAUCAGCACAGUAAACUACACGCGCCCAGGCCAAGCCGAGCCCACAACCUCCUCCUGGAACUCACCCAUCCACAUUGUAACCUACUUCCGUUACCUACGCUUCCUCCGCGAUGGGACGUGUAUCUCGCUACUUACCACGGCCGAGCCCGCAGACGUAGUGCCGUAUCUCUACACCGAACACAUCCGUAAGAACCACCACAACCUACCUAGCGCGCCGAUGAAAGACGCUGUGCUGGGCCGCUGGCGUAUGAGUGGACCUGAACCGGGUAGUGGAGAACAAGAGGGCACGGUGCAUAUUGAGAAGCCGGGAGCGACGCCAAAGUACAUGUAUAAGAUGGCGCUUAAUUUUGGUAAUGCGGGCAGGGGGGCUAAGAACAACAAACUGGUUUGGCAAGGGUAUUGGAGCUAUAAUCGGUUGACGGAUGAUUGGGCCGAGUUUGGGCUGAAGAACGAUCGUGCCUUUUACUUUAGUAGGGUUAAGAGUUACGGGAUGAGCUGGGACGAGAGGGGGAUCAAGGAGUAG